AUGGAUUGUAAUGAAUUAUUAGACUUAGAAUAUAAAUUUGCAAAAGCAGUUUUUGCUUUUGGAAUUCCUUUUAAUGCAUUUCAAAAUCUAUUUUGGACAGAAUUUUUUUACACUCUUCAACCAUCUUUUAAAAUUCCUAAUAAUAUAAAGUUAUUUGAAGAUAAUUAUAAUAAGGAAAUUGCACUUAUUCUUCCAUCAUUUACAAGAUGGAGCACACAUUUGGAUUGUAUAAACUCUCUUAUGAAAUCACAAACAGCAAUUCAGCAAAUGCUUUUCGAUCCAA
Messenger RNA from Cetraspora pellucida, 283 nucleotides. Lineage: Eukaryota; Fungi; Glomeromycota; Glomeromycetes; Diversisporales; Gigasporaceae. The record is from the annotation of a GenBank genome assembly.